This is a messenger RNA of Fulmarus glacialis (Northern fulmar), 1650 nucleotides long. Its product is annotated as 7-alpha-hydroxycholest-4-en-3-one 12-alpha-hydroxylase. Bases 118 to 1650 code for a protein of 510 amino acids. The transcript has a single exon. The record is from RefSeq and is a predicted model, not a curated record. Gene Ontology annotation, molecular function: heme binding; sterol 12-alpha-hydroxylase activity; iron ion binding. Lineage: Eukaryota; Metazoa; Chordata; Aves; Procellariiformes; Procellariidae.
AUGGGGACAGAGGUUGUCAGCUGUGCAUCUGCAUAUCAGCUGCUGGAUGGGAAUAAAAAGCACAUUCCUGCCCCAACCUAGCUCUAGUCCGAGCUCCCAGACGGGCGCAGAGCUCUCAUGGCGCUCUGGGUGAUUCUCCUCUGUACCUUGAUAGCAUCGCUGCUCGGUGGGCUCUACCUCCUGGGUGUGUUUCGAAGACGGAGACCCAAUGAGCCACCUCUGGACAAAGGUACCAUUCCCUGGCUGGGUUAUGCACUGGAUUUCAGAAAGGACAGUUCAGAGUUUCUAAAAAGGAUGCAGAGAAAACAUGGGGAUAUUUUCACGGUGCUGAUCGGAGGCUAUUAUUUCACCUUCGUGAUGGAACCCUUCUGCUUUGGAGCCAUCGUGAAGGAAUCACGAUCUAAACUAGACUUUAGGACUUUUGCACGUAAACUGGUCCUGCGGGUUUUUGGCUACAAGCCCAUCGAAGCCAACCAUAGCAUAAUUCACGCAUCGAGCACAAAGCAUCUGAUGGGAGACGGUCUCACUGUCAUGACACAAGCCACCAUGGAGAACUUUCAGAAGCUGAUGCUUUUCAAUCUGAGCUCAGGAGAGGAGAAGCGAGUGUGGCAAGAGGACAGCCUCUUCCACUACUGCUACAACAUCGUCUUCAGAGCCGGGUACCUGGCUCUGUAUGGCACUGAGCCACACCAAGGGGCAGGUAACAAGGAGAAAGCUAAUGAGCAAGAUCGCAUCCACUCCAACCAGCUGUUCCACGAGUUUCGGAAGUUCGACUGCCUCUUCCCUCGCCUGGCCUAUGCUGUGUUGCCUCCCAAGGACAAAAUAGAAGCUGAACGGCUGAAGAGGCUCUUCUGGAGCAUGCUGGCCGUGAAGAGGAGCUGGCAGAAGGACAAUAUCAGUAGAUGGAUAAGUGAUCAAGACAAGCUUCUGGCAGAAAAUGGGGUCCCCGAGUACAUGCGGGAUCGUUUCAUGUUUAUGCUCCUCUGGGCAUCCCAAGGCAAUACGGGCCCAACUGCCUUCUGGCUCCUCUUGUACCUGAUCAAACAUCCAGAAGCUAUGAAGGCUGUGCAGGAUGAGGUAGAUAAAGUCUCAAGGGAGAAUGGCCAGGAAGCGAAGCCAGGAAGCCCACCAAUUAACAUCACCAGGGACAUGUUAAACCAGACUCCUCUUCUGGACAGCGCUCUGGAGGAGACCCUGAGGCUGGUUGCAGCCCCAAUGCUGGUCAGAGCUGUCCUCCAGGACACCAGCCUUAAGGCGAGCAGCGGGACAGAGUACACUCUCCGCAAAGGAGACAGGGUGGCUCUGUUCCCACACAUCUCUGUGCAGAUGAACCCAGAAAUUCACCCCGAGCCUCACAAAUUUAAGUACGACCGCUUCGUAAACCCAGAUGGCACCAAGAAAGAUUUCUACAAAAAUGGGAAGAGGCUGAAAUACUUCAACAUGCCUUGGGGGGCAGGAGUAUCCAUCUGCCCCGGGCGGUUCUUCGCUGCAGCUGAAAUUAAACUCUUUGUGUUCUUGAUGCUGAGUCACUAUGAGCUGGAGCUGGUCAACGGAGAAGAGGAGAUCCCGGCGAUAGACGUCAGCCGCUGGGGAUUCGGGACGAUGCAGCCUGUUCGUGACGUGCGGUUCAGAUAUCGGCUACGCUUUUAA